UGCCAAAAUCAGUCCAAAAUAAGCCCAAUAAGUUUCGAUGGGUUUAUUUUGGACCAAAGCUUGUCGCCCGCCUUCCCGCCUUUGGGACAACGACUCCCAUUGUUAGGGCGGAGACAUGAGCAUCUCGCCAUUAUAUAUUUUUCUAAGUAAACGGGGAACGACCCUGAGAUUCAACUUUCAUAGGAUGACAGCUGAUUCCAAAGACUAUGACACAAGUGUUGGCAAGCGACUUUUUUUGUAAUGUGUCUAACCAAUGAGCUUUGGAAGUGAUUUGUAGACCGUGAACGUGUCUGUUUUGUAAAGAACAUUUUAUCUUACUUGCAGUAGGCGGUGGAUGUGGCCGCAGAAUUUAUUGCCUGAGUAUCAACGAAAGACAGCAAUACGGACCGAAAGUUAGAUAACUUGCCAGACUGAAAUAUAAAGACUUGAUUUGAGCACUUCGGUAACUUCACGGAUGCUACAGGCGAUGAGUGAUGGAGCCGGGUUCGGUGGUCCGUGCCGUGUUUGAGUUCCUGCCCAGCGUCUCUGAGGAACUGCCCCUCUUCACUGGCGACGUCAUCGAGGUGCUCAACGUGGUGGAUGAGUUCUGGUUGCUCGGAAACAAGGAUGGAGUCACAGGCCAGUUUCCCAGCACUUUUGUGGAAGCAGUCACCAUCCCCAGCACCAAACCAGAGGAUAAACUGUAUGUGUGUAUCAAUGACUUCAGUACUGCAAAGCCAGGGAGCCUACCCCUGCAGAGAGGUGACGUGGUGGCAGCCGAGAGCAGCGUGGACCCAGGGACGACCUGGCAGAGGGGGCGUAAUGCCUGUGGCGCUCGUGGCCUCUUCCCUGUGUCCUGCGUGAAAGAGCUCCACCUGUCGGGUCAAUCCAGGCAGCUGUCAGAGCGCAGCGCCCAGGCCCAGGCUUCCGAGCUCCCCCCAUAUGCCUUCGGCCAGGCCAGGGCACUCAUGGGCCUCCAUGCACAGCUCCAUGAGGAGUUAGACUUCUGCAAGGGGGACCUUAUCACCAUCAUCGGCCUACCCGAGCCUGGCUGGUUCCAGGGAGAGCUGGUCGGACGCAGGGGGGUGUUUCCUGAGGGAUUUGUGGAGCUUCUGGGGCCCCUGAGGUCCCCACAUGAUACAGAGGUUGACCCCAUGAACUACAAGACUGAACCUUUGACCUAUGAGCCCUACAGUAGUGGGAAAGGGAUUGAGGAGGUGUUUUCCAGGGAGGAUGAAGAAGAGGAGGAGGAUGGGGUGUAUGGGGUAGCUCUGCACGACUUUCGGGCCAUGGAGCCAGGAGAGUUGGAAUUUGACGUGGGGGACCGUAUCCGGGUGGUGAACACCCUGGAGGACGGUUGGCUGUCGGGCGAGCUGAGAGGGCGAUGUGGGGUCUUUCCUCAUCGCUUUGUCAAGAUUGAGGAUUAUGGGCAAAACAUGAGGGAAGACAUGGAAGCUGUAAAAAUGGAAGAGCUUGAGGACUAUAGCAGCUACACCUUGGACUGCAGCUCCGGUCAACAGGACCAUAGCCAGACGAAGUACGGUUCUGAGUGGAGACCCCAAGAGGACCACACUGUGUGGGACCUGGAUUACUUUGAUAGGGUGGAAGAAAGGAUGUGGCAGGGGGACCCUGUCAGCGAGAGUCUUUCCCAGGAGACUGCAGGGGACCAGACCCAGGACAGGGGGGAGAGAAGAGAUGGGGCUAAAGCGCAACCUCACAGGCCUACAGCCCCCCAUGGGCCCCAGAGACCCAGCUCUGUCCCUCAGGCAAGGCCCAGGCUUCUCCCUCGACCUAGUGUGCCAUCUCUGGGCCACAGGCAUCACAUCAGCCCUAACGCCACCAAUAAUGGUAGUAGGACUAGCCACCCUGAUACGACCCUACCACCACUACUCAACAGAGCCCUUAGCCUAGCUACACCUAGCACCCAGUCAGCCUGGUCCAAAGGUAACGGCCACUACCUCGGAGCACUAGAGGGCGCCACCAGCAAUGGCAAAGGUCCUAGUCUGGGCAAGGAACUGUUAAGUCUAGUGGUGGAGGGCCACAGGCAGAAAAAGCUGACCCGCCACUCCAGCGUCAAUGAUGCAGACUUGCUACUUGGUUGCCGUGGUGAGCGUAGGGCGCUGUCCCAGCGGAAGGGACAAUGCUCCAAUGGUCUCCUGCCCGCUUCCCUCACCUUGGAUUCCCUGGCAACAUCAGUCGGUGACCUGGAGACCAAGUUAUCCCAACAGCUCUUGCAGUUUGAGAGGAGCCUGCCGGGGCAAGGAGGGGUCGAUUUUGUCGGGGCUGCUGCUGGGGAUGUUGUUGGGGCUGCUGCCGAGGACAAUGGAAGCCGACAAUCCAACAUCUCCCGUCACUUUUCCAUAAUGGACUUCACUAGCGAGAGCGACAUCAUGCGAGGCUCCUCUCACUCCCAACUGACCCUCCUCCAACCCUCUUCCUCAUCGUCCUCCCUGGAGAGGUGCAAAACCCUUCGCCCCCCUCCCCCUCGUCCAAGAAUCCUCCACCCCGCAGUUCGAGCUCCCUACAAACCGGCACGCCCUGCGCCUCGCCCACCCUGUCCCCGGCAACCAUCCCCUCCCCUUAACAACCUCCAGCCCUUUGGACCCCUCUUCUACACCUGCGAGGAGGGGGAGGGGUAUGUGACAGAGACUGAGAGCAGAGAAGAAUCUGAACCUGCCUUCGGUGACCUGGCUCUAGAACAAGAGAAGGAGAUGGAGCAGCACCUUGAGAUGGACAGGGAUAUCAAGAUUGAGAGGCAAAGAGAGAUGCAGCAAAAGGAGGAGUACAGGCUGCUGCUGCGGCUGCAGGAGGUGGAGAAGGACAUGGAGGCAUACGCCCACACAGCCUCAGAGCUGAGGGCCAUGCUACAGGAAGAGGAGGAGGAGGAGGAGGAGGAUGAGACGUCCUGUCUGCAGACCCUGGAGAACCUGGAAUUCUGCACUUACACCCUGUCAACUCUGGCCCUGGAACAGCAGCAUCUACAGCAGCAGCUACAAGAGAUGACCCUCCUGUCGACCCAGCCCAAGUGCCUGGAGUCAGCCCCGGUCUCUGCAGUGGUGGCUAUCGAGGACCCCGAGCAGAGGAUGCUGGAGAAAAGGUCAAAGGUCAUAGAAGAGCUGCUGCAGACAGAGAAGGACUACAUCAAGGACCUGCAGAUGUGUGUCAAGGAGAUUAUCCAACCACUCCAACGCAAACAGGUGCAGAACAUUGACUAUGACGGUCUCUUUGGCAACAUCAACUCUGUGAUCGACCUCUCGCGUCGUCUCUUCAAGACCCUCCAGGACACUGACUCCAUUGGAAAAGUGUUCUUGGACUUUAAGGUAGAGCUCGAGGAGGUGUACAAGAUCUACUGUCAGAACCACGAUGACGCCAUUUCUCUCCUGGAAAUGUACGAGAAGGACGAGAGCAUCCAGAGACACGUGCUGGAGUGCCUGGAGAAACUCAGGGCGGUGUAUCGCGACUGGGGGAAGACCAACUACAUCAACCUGGGUUCAUUCCUGAUCAAGCCGGUGCAGAGGGUGAUGCGGUACCCACUGCUACUAAUGGAGCUGCUGAGUGCCACGCCCGAGUCUCACCACGACAGGCCCCUACUGGCCCAGGCACUGCUGUCCAUCAAAGAGAUCAAUGUCAACAUAAAUGAAUACAAGAGGAGGAAGGACCUGGUGCUCAAGUACAGGAAAGGGGACGAGGACACCCUCAUUGACAAGAUCUCCAAGCUGAGCAUGCACUCCAUCAUUAAGAAGUCCAACCGCGUGAGCAGCCACCUCAAACAUCUCACCGGGAUCUCCCCCCAGAUCAAAGAUGAGGCGUUUGAUGAGGCAGAGAAGAGGUUCCGACUCCAGGAGAGACUCAUCAAGUCCUUCAUCAGGGACAUCUCUCUGUACCUGCAGCAUAUUCGGGAAUCGGCCUCAGUGAAGGUGCUGGCUGCUAUCAGUUUCUGUGACAUCUACACAGACCGGAGCCAGCUGGACCCUGAACGAUUCCAGAGAGCCCACCGUUCCAUUAGCGACAAGCAGUUCCCCCACUUUAAGGAGCGAGCGGAAGCCUUGGUCAUCUUCCCUCUCACCCAGCUUCUGCUCAUGUUUGCCGGGCCCCACAAGCUCAUUCAGAAGCGCUUUGACAAGCUGCUGGACUACGACAACUGCAAGGAGCGUGCUGAGCGCCUCAAAGACCGCCGCGUCCAGGACGAGCUGCAGGCGGCACGCAACAACUACGAGGCGCUCAAUGCCCAGCUGUUGGACGAGCUGCCCAAGUUUCAUCGUGCUGCUGAAGACCUGUUUACUGGCUGUGUGAGAGCCUUUGCACAGGCCCAGAGAGAUUUUACCAAGCUAACGCUAGGGCAGCUGCAGCCUUUGCUACAGUUAUCAUGCAUUGGGGGCAAUGAGGGGAACCUGAUAUCAUUGUUCCAAGAGGAGUAUGGUAGAGUCCUCCAGCUUCUACAGCGCUUCAGCUUCUGCCAAGAGAGCCUCCCACCCUCCACCUCCACACGCAAGCCUCUUGACAAGAAGACCCUGGAGAAACAGACUUCCAAGAAGCAGUUGCAGGGACCGCCUAACUACAUCCUGCAGACAGAUGAGCAGAGAGCAGGACUGUUGGCCCGGUACGGCCCAGAGAAACUCUUCCAGGCGGAGAGGAACUUUAACGCGGCCCAGGAGUUGGACGUGUCCAUAUUAGUGGGAGACAUGGUGGGCGUCAUCAAACAACAGGACCCCAUGGGUAGCAACAACCGCUGGCUCAUCGAUAACGGGGUCUCCAAGGGCUUUGUGUACAGCUCCUUCCUGAAACCCUACAACCAACGCAGGAGCCAAUCGGAUGUCUCCAUUGAGAGCCAGUCCUCCAAUGAGUCAGGCUAUGGUGGCUCAUCCCCUGUGUUCUCCCGCCAGAACAGUAACAGCACGCUGACCUUCAACCAGGAAACGUCAGCCGUCAGCUUCUCCACUGCUCCUCACACAAGCCACUCCUCACCCCGCCCCAACCUUGACCUAAACCAGGACCCCACCCUCUCCCGCAGAACUCACCACAGAGACACUCCCUCGCCAAACCGCAAUCCUGCAGACUCCCCCAGAAAUCCCUCCAAUCACCGGGACCUGUUGGACCCAGCGCUCCGAAACUCCCCCAAUCACAGAGACAUUACAGACCCCACCUACCGACAGUCCUCUAAUCACAGGGACUCAUUCGACUCAAGUAAAACAACAACAACCAAUCACAAGGAGCUGUCUGACUCUUCGGAGACAGAAUCUUGUUCUUCGCACAGAAACAACCGUUUGGGUCUAUCUCAGAGAUCUGGCCCAACUGAGGCGGCCCUCGGCUCGUACCAACGGAAUGGAGACUUUGGUGGUCAGAGGAGGUCCCCAUACUCAAGGGAUGAGUUCAUUGAACCAGAGGCGGAGCCCAAACCUGAGCUAGAGUCAGAGCUCGAUGGGCAUCAGAUUUACUAUGCCAUCUACUCAUUCACUGCCCGCUGUGCUAACGAGCUGAGCAUCUCGGCCAAUCAGCGUGUCCGCAUCCUGGAGUUCCAGGACAUGAACGGCAACAGCGAGUGGUGGCUCGGUGAGGCGGGGGGCAGGCGAGGCUACAUCCCCUCCAACUAUAUUCGCAAGUCUGAGUACACCUGAAAAAUUCCCCUGGGGGAAGGUGCCUCCUAACCCCCAAAGUCAGAGCCCCCACACUAGAAUGAGCUCACCCCGUGAUAGCAGACUGCUCUCCAGACUCCAAACAACAACAAACAUACAAACAAACACUUAAACAAAUGACCAAAC
Molecule: messenger RNA, 5738 nt
Organism: Oncorhynchus mykiss (rainbow trout)
Lineage: Eukaryota; Metazoa; Chordata; Actinopteri; Salmoniformes; Salmonidae
Gene: dnmbp
Product: dynamin binding protein
Biological process (GO): intracellular signal transduction; cilium assembly
Cellular component (GO): cytoplasm
Molecular function (GO): guanyl-nucleotide exchange factor activity; protein binding
Source: RefSeq, a predicted model, not a curated record